AUGCUCUUUUACCUCUACACCGCAGUAGCCAACCUAAUCGAACACCCAGCGGACCUCGCGGCUCGCCAAGCUGCGUCCCAUUGCGGACAAUACUCCUACUACGCAGCCAACGGCUACGACACUUCUGGCUCUGGCGUUAAGUGGUCAACUACCUGGGACUCGCAGGGCGGCCAGGACAAAGUCAAGAGCUACGCCAACGUUGGCAAGCAGUUUGCGAAGGGACUUGUAGUCGGUAACAUCAAGAGCAUCCCACCAGCACCCAGUAGGACUACCCCUAGAGAUGGCGUGUGGGCGAAUGUCGCCUACGAUAACUUCACUGCUGCAGACCUCAAUCAUGACAAGAGCAGUAGUGAUUAUGGACUGAUGGUUUGGCUUGCACGCAUUGGCGGCAUGUACCCAAUCGGCAACAAAGUCACCACUGUGAACCUCGCCGGCUUCAACUGGGACCUGUACAUUGGACCCAAUGGCUCCAUGAAAGUGUUCAGCUUCAUUCCCGCCGAUGGGUCGUGGAAGUUUACCUUCUAUGCAGACAUGAACGUGUUCUUCAACUACCUAGCAGUAGUCAGGGGUACCCCAUAA
Messenger RNA from Macroventuria anomochaeta, 579 nucleotides. Its product is annotated as glycoside hydrolase family 12 protein. Gene Ontology annotation, biological process: polysaccharide catabolic process. The transcript has 4 exons. The coding region runs from base 1 to 579 and encodes 192 amino acids. Gene Ontology annotation, molecular function: cellulase activity. The record is from RefSeq and is a predicted model, not a curated record. NCBI's taxonomy places the organism in Eukaryota, Fungi, Ascomycota, Dothideomycetes, Pleosporales, Didymellaceae.